Messenger RNA from Penicillium paradoxum, 1758 nucleotides. RefSeq lists its product as uncharacterized. Lineage: Eukaryota; Fungi; Ascomycota; Eurotiomycetes; Eurotiales; Aspergillaceae. The record is from RefSeq and is a predicted model, not a curated record. The transcript has 3 exons. Bases 1 to 1758 code for a protein of 585 amino acids.
AUGUUUGGCUGGGGAUCUGGGCUGGCCUUACCCUCCACCACUUCAGAGCCAGAGAAGGAACGAAAACCACCUGCUCACCCGAUAUCCCUCGAUUUCCCCGUACACAACCUAUCCAAUGCCCUCGAUAAUGAGUCCGAGUCAAGACUUAAGGAGAUGCCGGGUCUCCUGGCCGACAUCAAACGCCCGCAGGACAUCUCCUUGGAGCGCUUCAAACCCUUGAACAUCCAAUACGACAUGGACAUUGAAGUCGCCCGCAUGAUUCCCGAAGACCCCUCGUACCCCAGUCCUCCCGUGCCAUGGAAAGACAUCGCCGAGCCAACGGACGACAAUCCCCGACCGUUGAUGAGCAGCGGGGCCCCAUAUCCUACGAAGGAACGAUAUGAAGUCUUAGAAAAGGAGCUGUCGCUGGACAAUGACGACGCCUUUCGCGAAGUGUCUCGAUUGCCGCCAUGCGAGGGCCGGAGUCGGGUUCGUAUAACGCAGUCGAGAAAGUUCUGGACGGGGUUAGAGCGCAUGGCUCAAUACUGGGAUACCAGCCUAGACAAUUAUUUCGAGCGUCCAGCAACCCCCGAGCCGACACCCCCGUCAGAGAUAGAGCUGUCGGAUGAUCGCAAAAUGCAAUUGGAUGCGGAGUCUAAGAGCGGAUCCGAACUGGCAGAUGCGAUGGAGCUCGAUGAAGCGCAGGCGUCCGCGGCUCUGAACAAUGGCACUGUUGACGAGGAGAAACGGCCAGUUGUUGCCAGGUACACGGGUCGUCGAGUCGGGAAUGGAGCCGAAAUGCCGGAUGACAUCCGUGACGAGACAAUCCGGGCACUCGUGGAGAUGGCGGCAUGGCCAUUUGGAUGCCAAGUCACCGCUCCUACGCUUCCGCCACGGCUCACGGCCAAGAACCUCCUCUUUCCCGUCCGGCAAACUUUCCAGUCUUCCCGGUCUCCGCGAGACCGCCAGCUCGCGCGGAGCGGCAUGCUCGAAGGCCCCGUUCUCAUCGCGCAGUGUCGCCCCGAGACAUCUUUCCGCGCCCCGGGUGAUACCCCGGGGACGGGAAUUGGUGAGAUAAGUGAUCUGUACCGCGAGGUGGGCGGCAUGCUGCUCGCCGCACAAGAGCGUGCCCGUGAAGGCGCAACCGAGCAGCGACCUGGCGAGGGCAAAUGGUGGACCAUGGCGCCUCGCUUCGGAGGGGCUUCCAACGACGGGAUCCUGGAUGAUCUUGUUCACAAUGGACACGGGAUGUCCUUGCCAGAUUCGAUGAUGGAAGAAGUUAGAUCAUCUGCCCGGGAGGCGGAGAGCGCCAACAAGCGUCACAAGUUUGAACAUCCAUUUGUCACAUCUCUCGCGCGAAGACCAAGUGCUAUGCGGAGACUCACCAGCACUGAGAAGUGGAAGAUCCUGCAGCCUGGGCCCAGUCUUUGGGAUAAACGAAUGAGUUAUUUGCAGAUAGGCAAGGUCCAGGAGAGCCCUUUUGAUGAUAUUUACAUGAUCUCAUCUAUCAACCAUCACAUCUCCAUCCUGCACCUCCGCGUUCACCGACGGUACCUGGACAUUCUCACUCACGGCGACAGCACUUUCCCUGCAACCGAAGACCAGCCAUGGCAUGUACUUCAGCUGGAAAGGACUAGGUGGUUCGACCUCUUUGAUGCCAAAGACCGCAUCGAAGCACUCCGGGGAGUCUGGCAACUGUUCCACCACCAGCUAAGACAGACACGACGUGAAGCUGACCUUCCAGUGCCGUCAGAGUUACCGAUAGAGCAUCCAUUGUAG